Mollisia scopiformis is the source of this 1587-nucleotide messenger RNA. RefSeq lists its product as uncharacterized. The transcript is spliced from 2 exons. The record is from RefSeq and is a predicted model, not a curated record. Lineage: Eukaryota; Fungi; Ascomycota; Leotiomycetes; Helotiales; Mollisiaceae. Bases 1 to 1587 code for a protein of 528 amino acids.
AUGUCGCAGCAUUUAGGAGAACCUAGCUUACGUCACCGAAGCCGACAAGUUGACUAUGCCUCUAUUUACAAGACAUUAACAGCACAUGAAGUUAGAGAACGAGGAGAAGCAAAGGAAGAAGCAGACUUGGAAAGAGACAUCAGCCUUAUUAAUUCCUGGAUCAAGUUAGUCGAUGUCGAGGCUCUGGAACACAACCUCAAAAUAGCUUGUUUCAACGGCGAGAUCAACUCUUUCUUCGUGGAGCCCCUCGAAAUUCUUUUUCGGAACGUCAACCGAUUGAUCUGGCAACGUCGUCACACCUCAGAGGACGUUUUCACGACAGAAAAUACCGACGCAACUUAUUUGCCGCUCUUGCGCUGGAUUUUACUAUCGCACAGCAACAUAAACGUAUGGAAUAACUUCGCCCGACAAGCCUCGAAGAGUCUCAUCAAGCCGACGAGAAUACUUGGUGAAUCAGAUUCCAUCAAGUAUCCUCUCGAUGCACUUGAAGAGCUGCACGAUGCACUGCUAUACACUCUGAAAAUUCUCGAUGAAAAUGAGGAUUUCGAGAAACAAGGUGGGCCAUGGAUGACUGACCUGUUGCACUUGCCACGCCCUCUUCGGGAGUCCGAACUGUAUUCGACCUUCCACACCCAGAACUGGCACUACAUGAUCCUUUCCCCCGCUCGGCUGAGAAUUCAACUAGUGGAGGCUCAUGAUAUCAUUCACAUCUUGAUCGAUGAACGUGACAAUGAAGCUCGAGAAUCACGAACAAGUCGGGAGGGAAUCUAUCAAAGCCUGCUCGGGAUGGAGAACCCGGGCAACAUGCCAAGUAACAACUCGGCCCGACAAAACUACCGCCAAGCGGCAGCCCGGAGCCCCAAAUCUGAUGUCGCAGCUAAUGAGAGCAAUUCCUCACGAGCACAGUCUCGGGAGCUAGAGACUUCAACUUCAGCUCCGAAAGCAUCAGAGCUCAAUAUCGACGACAAGUAUGCUCAGCUUAUCAACGCGAUUGAUGUAGCGACACAAAAGCUACAUUCACUUACAGCACAGCUUGACUCUGCCAAUCAUCGUGGCCUUGAUCGCGGACAUUUGGCAGAUUCACAAGCUGAAUCUUAUCAAGUUGAUCCCUCAAGCCACCACUCAACCUAUUCUUUGCACGAGCGGCCAGGAGAGCCUCGCAUAGAGAUCCCAAGAGCAUCCACUGAAACAGAAAUCAAGAAUACGUCGCAAGAAACAGAAAAAGAACUUCGUGCCCAACAGGAGAGCGUUGGAAAGAUGUCGGCCACCGACAAUUCUCCCAGCCGCAACGAGGAUAUCAAUGAAGGAGAAAGUCCGGCUUCAAAAAGUGCAUUCACAUGCAGGCCUACUAGCCUUGAGAACGACGGAGAAAGUCCAGGUUUGGGAAGCACAUGUACACUGACGGGGACUACCCCAAGCGGGAGCUCAAGAGACGAAGAAGAUGAGUGCAGUUCUAUCAUCUACAACCCACAAGAAGAGUGUAGCGAUGCGUCGUCCUCUGUGCAUUCUGACGCAGAGGAUGACGGAAAUGAACGUGGAAGGCCCACGUCUCCGCGGAGCAUAACGCACACUGAGGGAAGCAACUAA